AUGCCGGUGCGGGCAGUGGAGAAGAAAUUGUCGACACCAGUUAAGGCUAGGAGUCGGCGACGAGGGAAGAAGAAGGAAGAAGAUGUGGCUGCCGGAGGAUCGCUCAGCUCUGCGACGAAGUGCUCCAAUGCCAAUGGCUUCACCCUCUCCUCUAUCAUCUCAUAUGUCAUCAAUGUCAUCGAGCAGUUCCACUCCCUCACCAUCGCCUUAGGUCUGGACUCCUACGUCUCCAUUAACAAUGCCCUCAUCAGUAGCUAUAAUAAAGGAUACUUGCUCAAUGAUGAGUUCUCAGAGGAAGGCCUUGAAUGUUUCUGUGAUACACAGCGAGCUAGGGUUAAAUCAGACAAUUGCAUCUUUCUAUACACCAGCAUUGCAUGCUUGAAUUUUCCAUCCCCAUCCCAAGGGAAGCAAAUGCAUGGAAAAACCAUUAAGAUUGAGUCUCCAAGAAAUCAAAUCCCUGUUGAUAAUGCACUAGUUUCCAUGUACGUGAAGUGUGGAAAUCUCAAGGAUGCGAAUAUGCUUUUUGAGAUGAUGCACCAAUGCAACAUGGUCUCAUUCAAUACUAUGAUCACCCCUUAUGCUCACCAUGGAUUUGGUUUGGAAGAAUUGGAGCUAUUUAAAGUGAUUCUUGAUAUAGAAAAUGAGCCCACAAGCAUCAUAUUCAUCUUGGUGUUGUCUACACGUUCUCACACUGGGAAGGUUGAUGAAGGAUGGAAGUAUUUUGAUUCUAUGAGGCAAAAGUAUGAUAUUGAACUCAAAGAAGAACAUUAUUCAUGCAUGAUUUAUCUCUUGGCUUACAACGUGAAGUUUAAGAAGAGAGCUGAGACCAUAAUCAUACCAAUCCUGCAAUGA
Messenger RNA from Zingiber officinale, 852 nucleotides. Its product is annotated as pentatricopeptide repeat-containing protein At3g49710-like. The transcript is spliced from 4 exons. The coding region runs from base 1 to 852 and encodes 283 amino acids. The record is from RefSeq and is a predicted model, not a curated record. Gene Ontology annotation, molecular function: protein binding; RNA binding. Gene Ontology annotation, biological process: RNA modification. Lineage: Eukaryota; Viridiplantae; Streptophyta; Magnoliopsida; Zingiberales; Zingiberaceae.